AUGGCGACCUCGUCGACGCAAAUCACCCCCGCCGUAGGGAUCCUCUCGAUAGGUGACAUGGGCAUGGGGGUUGCCCGGCUUCUCCGCCAUCACAAUUACACCGUCUACACGGUCGCCAAGGGCAGAAGGCAAGUGCUUUCAGAUCUCCACCCAGAUGACAUUGAACUCUUUGCUGAAUGGCCCUCAAGUCAGCAUACCCUUGACCGGAUCAAGUCGUCGCAGAUCACUACCUUGGAGUCGGACGAACAGCUCGUGGCUGAGGCGGACAUUAUCCUCAGCAUCGUGCCUCCUCGGGAUGCCAUAGCGACGGCUCGAAGGGCGCUGGAAGCCUGCCGCUCGCAGACGGCGAUCAAGAGGCGCAGCGAACGACGAGGCACUACGGCUGUAUCGCAGGCGCCGAGUCUGACGUACAUCGACAUGAAUGCCAUUAGUCCCAAGACGGCCCGAUCCAUCGCCUCCAUGUUCUCGACACCAUCGACUCCUGCCUUGCCCCGAAGACUGUCCAUCUCGCGCACAUUCUCCUUUCACCCGAAGAAAGAAUCCGAGCCAGAGCUGGACCCGAUCCCGAUCGACUUCCUCGAUGGCGGCAUCAUCGGGGCCCCUCCAUCACUCAAACCGGACCAGACCUGGAAGAAGCCGUCGAUCGUCGUGUCCGGGCCCAAGCACGCCGACCUCCUGACUCCCGCAAUGAUUGAGCUGAUGAACAUGCGGAUUGUCGGCCCCAAGAUCGGCACCGCAUCGGCGUUGAAGUCGUGUUUCGCCGCUUUGACCAAGGGCAUGACGGCGCUUUCGAUCCUGUCCUUCACCACGGCCCAGACGUGCGGUGUGCUCAAAGAACUCCAGGCCCACCUGCAGGAAUUCAGUCCGCAGCUGCUCGCCUUCGCCCAGGGAGGCCUGGUGAGCAUGCCGCCCAAAGCGUACCGCUGGGUGGAAGAGAUGCGGCAGAUCAACGAGACGUUUGCCGAAGAAGGUGGGUUCACCAACGCCGUCCUCUCCCCAUCCCCCUCUUCCCACAACGGAUCCGACCACGACAAUCACGCCCGUCACCAAUCCCCAAAUGGCACCCUCAUCGCCGGCAGCGGCAAUGGCAACGGCCACAGCCAGCGUGGGCCGGGAGGCGUCUUUGAAGGCAUCGCCGAUGUGUACAGCUUGAUCGCAAACGACACCGUCCUAGGCGACGAACGCGUCGAGCGUCGCAAACGCGGCACCAACCCCGAGGACGUGGCCGAGUGCGUCAGAGACGGCAUCGCCAGGAAGAAAAGGAAGUUGGCAGGGGACGAGUCCGAGUUGGAGGUCGCCUGGAGGGGCAGCUGGGGCGCUUGA
Fonsecaea nubica is the source of this 1323-nucleotide messenger RNA. RefSeq lists its product as hypothetical. The coding region runs from base 1 to 1323 and encodes 440 amino acids. The transcript has a single exon. The record is from RefSeq and is a predicted model, not a curated record. NCBI's taxonomy places the organism in Eukaryota, Fungi, Ascomycota, Eurotiomycetes, Chaetothyriales, Herpotrichiellaceae. Gene Ontology annotation, molecular function: oxidoreductase activity.